This is a messenger RNA of Gossypium raimondii (Peruvian cotton), 2544 nucleotides long. Its product is annotated as serine/threonine-protein kinase-like protein CCR4. The record is from RefSeq and is a predicted model, not a curated record. Gene Ontology annotation, molecular function: protein serine/threonine kinase activity; ATP binding. The transcript has a single exon. Bases 156 to 2486 code for a protein of 776 amino acids. NCBI's taxonomy places the organism in Eukaryota, Viridiplantae, Streptophyta, Magnoliopsida, Malvales, Malvaceae. Gene Ontology annotation, biological process: protein phosphorylation.
CAGAAACUCCAUCAAACCGCGUUUUCCUUUUCCCUCAAUGGUCCAUUUCUCAAACAUUUUGGCCUCGUAUAAGCCCCCUUCUCCCUUGUAAACCCCAUAAAAUCUCUUUGUAUUUUCCCAAUUCCCACCAUGAAAUUCUUCUCAACACAAUUUCCAUGGGUUUUUUCUUUUGUAAAUCCCACCACUUUUCCCUCUUCUUAUUUUCCUUUCUCUGUUUUGCUUCUUUCACCUUUUCUUUAUCCACUGUUUCAAUCUCUGAAACUUCCAGCCUCACAAUUGUUUGCGCUUUAGUACCCUCCAAUGGCAGCCUUCAACUAUAUUCUCUCAACUGUUCUACCUUUCCUGUUCUUGAUAUAAUUGAAACCCCUUUUAGUUCCAACGAUUUGUUUUCUGGGAUUGUCUCUGGGGAUGGAUUUUUAUGUGGUUUGAGACCCUCUUCUUCGUCAUCCAAUGUUUCAGUCAUGCAUUGUUGGAGAUUUUCCAGCAAUGGUUCUACUUUAAGCUUCAAAAGGAUUUACAGGGGUCCAGUUCUUAACCAGCUUGAAGCAGGCAACACUCAUAUUUGUGGUCUUAAUCAGACAAACGCUCUUGAAUGCUGGCAGUGGCCUGAAUUUAAUCAAACAGGUGGUGUUCAGAACUUUUCCGAUAUUGCUGUUGGCGAAGGAUUUGUAUGUGGGUUAUCAGAAGAUGGAACGACGAUAAGAUUCCUCCGAAACUUCACUGGUAUCACUGAUCGAGACACUAUAGGUGGGAAUUAUAGCGUGAUUGCUGCUGGUUUCAGACAUGUUUGUGCCAUCAAUUCAGAUAAUGAUUUAGAGUGUUGGCCAAACCGAACCACUGUCGGUGAUAUGCCUCAGGGAAAGUUCAACUCGCUGGCUCUGGGGUUGAAUCGAAGCUGUGCUUUAAGGAUUAAUGGAACAGUUGUCUGUUGGGGGAUGAACAAUUUCAGGCUGCCACUGGAAUUGGAAGGUCUUGAGUUUAUUACAAUCAAAGCAAAAAGGAAUGUUUUUUGUGGAGUUUUAACAUUCAAUUAUUCACUGUUUUGUUGGGGUGACUCUAAUUUCAGCUCCAACCAUAUGGUUUUCUCAGAAGUUUUACCUGGACCAUGUAGGAAUGAAUGUCCAUAUGGUUCAUUGCUAGGAUCAGGCUCGCUUUGCAGCAAUGGUUGGUCUAUUUGCCAAUCUCGACCUUCAAUGCCAACAACGCCAGCCCUGCCACCAUCUCUCUCACCCCAACCUCAAAACAGAUCGACAAACAAUGAUUUGAAUGGCAGAUUGAUAGCUUUUCUAGUUGUUGGUUGUGUUGGAUCCUCCUUGUUCUUGCUAGUCGUUGGUUUCUUUGUCUUCAGAUAUUGCAAAGAUAGAGUGUGUCGAGUCCAUGAUUCAGGUCGGCUCGAUGAGACUGGUGCCCCUGUCAAUGGUGAUCCAGAAUCAAAUCAUCCCCAAACUCCCCAAGCCCCACCGGCUGUGCUCGAGAAGCGUCUGAGCCAAUUGACCAGCAUGGGUACCACUGGUCGCUUGGAAGAGUUUUCGUUUGAAGACUUGGUUCAAGCCACCAACAAUUUCACCGAAGAUCAUAAGAUUGGUAAUGGUAGUUUUGGUUCAGUCUAUUAUGCUACAUUGGAUGAUGGGCGCGAAGUGGCCAUCAAACGAGCCGAAACAACGAGCACUUCAUCCUAUGCAAUCGGCUUCAGGCGUCAAGAAGAUAAAGACGACGCCUUUGUGAAUGAGCUCGAGUAUUUGUCCCGCGUUCACCACAAGAACCUCGUCCGACUCUGGGGAUUUUACGAGGAUUCGAGCGAACGCAUACUUGUUUACGAAUACAUGAACAAUGGCACACUCCAUGACCAUCUCCACAAGUUACAAAACUCGCCCUUUACGUCAUGGGCUAUUAGGCUCAAGAUCGCAUUAGAUGCUGCAAGAGGGAUCGAAUACCUGCACGAAUACGCGGUUCCACAGAUCAUACACCGCGAUAUCAAGUCUGCCAACAUUCUUCUCGAUACAAACUGGACCGCAAAAGUAUCGGACUUUGGAUUAUCAUUGAUGGGUCCUGGAGACGAGGAAUCACACCUUUCACUGCGUGCAGCAGGCACGGUCGGAUACAUGGAUCCCGAGUAUUACAGGCUCCAACAACUGAGCACUAAGACUGAUGUUUACAGUUUUGGAAUAGUUCUGCUCGAAUUAUUAUCCGGAUACAAGGCGAUCCAUCGGAACGAAAAUGGGGCGCCAAGGAAUGUGGUCGAUUUUGUGGUUCCAUAUAUUCUUCGAGACGAAAUUCACAGGGUUCUGGACCCGAAUGUCCCACCGCCAACCCCUUUCGAGAUCGAGGCGGUUGCGUAUGUAGGCUAUUUAGCGGCGGAUUGUGUGAGACCGGAAGGCCGAGACAGGCCUUCGAUGACUGAGAUUGUAAAUAACUUAGAGAAGGCAUUAACAGCCUGUUUGAUUCCCCGAGCUUUAUCUCGAUCCACUACACACUCUUCCACAUAAAAUGUACAGCAAAAUUUUUCAGUCAAAUUUUCUCCAAUACAUUUAUUUUUUAUUUUUA